UCUUUCCCCUCACAACAGAGAGAAGCUGAUCGAUCAGAAAAGGUGAUCGAAUCAAGCCAGUCCGCCAAAAAACAGAACAGCUUUCCACGCGAGGUCGAGAAGCCUCUCGAACCUUCCGGAUUCCCUCAAACCCUAGCUUAAACCCUAGCAUUCUCGCCCAAAUUGGCGCGGCGGCCUCUAUGGCUGAAGAGGAGAAGGCGGCGACGGCGGAGGGGGACGCGACGGAGGACGUGAGCGACGUCGACGACUCGCCCCUCCCGGCGUUGAGGCGCCGCGCGGCGGCGAGCGACGACGAGGAGGGCGAUGGCGGCGGCGGUGGGGGGAGUGGUUCCUCGCCGCCGCCGAGGGUGGUCUGGUCCAAUUCCGACUCCGACGAGCUGGGCGCGGCCGAGGUGGACGGCGAAGACGAGGGUUCUGAGGAAUGCGAGGAGGUUCGCAAGGAGUUCGACGCAGGAUCUGGGGGCGGUGGAGAGGCCAAGGAAGUGACGCCGGAUGAGGUGGCUGCGGCGCCGGAGGACGAGGGGAAGUACGAGGAGGAGGAGGAGGAGGCCCAGGCUGAGACGGGAGCCGAACUGAAAGAAGAGGACAAGGAGAACAAGGGGUUCGAGCCCGACGCCGUGCCGAGAACAGGUGCCUUCUACAUGCACGAUGAUCGCUUCCAGAACAAGGAAAACCGCGGCCGCGGGCGCCAGAGGGACUUUUCCGGUGGCCAAAAGUUAUGGAAUUCUAAAGAUGACAGCGUAUGGCUGCAUGAUCGGUUUAAUGAGAUCAAUACCCAUGAUGUUCAACAUGACAGUACAAGGAGGCCAAGAAGUCCUUUUAGAGCUUGGGCUGGUGGUAGAACUCAUGAUGUUAAUCAUGAUCGGUUUGAUGAGAUCAAUACCCAUUAUGUUCAACAUGACAGUACAAGGAGGCCAAGAAGUCCUUUUAGAGCUCGGGCUGGUGGUAGAACUCAUGAUGUUAACCAUGAUCGGUUUGAUGAGAUCAAUACCCAUUAUGUUCAACAUGACAGUACAAGGAGGCCAAGAAGUCCUUUUAGAGCAUGGGCUGGUGGUAGAACUCAUGACGCUAACCAUGACCGGUUUGAUGAGAUCAAUACCCGUUAUGUUCAACAUGACAGUACAAGGAGGCCAAGAAGUCCUUUUAGAGCAUGGGCUGGUGGUAGAACUCAUGACGUUAACCAUGGUUAUCUAGAAGGAACCAAAUCCGCAUCAUAUUAUCAUGAUUACAGAGCAGACUACAAGUAUGGGAGUAUCAACAACUACAAUAGAUUUCCAAAAGAGGCCAAAACUUCCUAUUACAGCGCCAAGAACUACAGAAGUGUUCCAAGAAAAUCCCAUUCGUACUAUGACGAGCAGAACUUUUAUAAUGCUCGGACAGAAUCUCGUAUCUGUUAUGUGAAUGCUAAAGGUCACAACAAUGCACCAAAUGUUAACAGAGGGAAACCAUCAAGGCCCUACCAACCUACCUGGAAGAAUACUUUCCAAACCUCUUCAGUGCAAAACAAUAGGACAUAUUCCAGAUCACAGAAUGAGGAGGGCUGUUCUGAUACAGGUGUGGAAAAGAACUCACAUCGAACUUUAAGUUUGCAGAAUGAACAAGAGUUUACGUCAAAGCAAGAACCCCCCUUUGUAGAAAGAAGGAAAGCACGACCUGACAUUUUAAGUAAGCUCUUCUCAUCCUCUGUUCGAAUGGCACAUAGUUCUCUGAAACCUCAAUCUCGUUCCAGUUUUGGAGUGAAGGCAUUUGCUCCAUCUGGUGAGCAUGGAAAUACUGCUGGUUCUCUUAGUAUGGUAAAAGGCAUGCCUAACCUUGGUUCUCACUCAACUGUAUCAACAUCAAAUAGCCAAUAUUCAGAAUCCAGGGAUCAAGGAAGUGGUUUGAACAUUGGUGUCCCCACAAAGAACAAACUUUCUACUCAGAUAUUUCAUCAAAACAUUGCCAGUGCCAGCAAAAUUCAGUCUCAUCCACAAAAUACACUGAUAAGUUCAACUGAAGAUGCAGAGACCAGUCCCCCUCCUGGGUCAAACAAUUCUUUAGCACCAUCUGUUAUAAUAGUGCAAAAUGAUAAGGUAGAAGCAGUGAGUGGCUCUCUCCCUUGUGGUGGAGGUCAUGCUCUUGAUGUUACAGGAGCAAAGGACCUUACUCUUGGCACUCCAGCAGUAUUGCCAGUUAUGAAGUUUGGUGAGCAGCAUCCUAGGGGACCUGAUAUCCCAUGCACUGCUAUGGCUUUCCCAGGACUUUUGGCUCAUCAACCCAGUGACAAUUCUGAGCUUAAUAAAAUUACUUGGCUGCAAACAUUGUCUGGUGCUACUGGGGUUCUUGGGGCAACAUAUGAUCCUUCUUAUAUUGGCAGUCAUUAUCCCCAACCAUCAGUAUUCCCAAGAUACCAUUGUGUGACUGAAGUUCCUGUUUUGUUGAACUCCCCUGAAAUACCAGGUCAUGAGCUUGGCCAGCGCAAGAACAAACUUCUCAGAUACUCAGAGAUGAACUUCGCUUCAUGAACAUGGUUGGACUGUUUAAGUAAGCAAGUCCUUUUGCUAUAGUCCUGUCUCCUGUGCACUGGCCUGCUCCUUCUGCUGGGUCUGAUCUCUCACCAUGAUGAUCCCAAGGUGGCAGUUCCGAUCCGUGUACUCUUGCUCCUGGUCAAGAGAAGAUGAUUGGGUUCUAUAUAUUCUAUGGUUAUGCUUUCAGCUCAAGGCGUAGUGUUGUAUGUACGCAUGGGCAUCGCGAUGUGCCUGUGUUCCAAAAUGCAUAAUUCCACAAGUGGUAGCGCCAAUAAGCAAGCACAUUGUCACAUGGAGGGCUUGCCAGCUUGUCUGUCUGUCCAGCCCCCUUGUCAAACCGGCUCAUGACUCUGUCUUGCACCAAAACAAAAGCUAUAAUAAUUGUAUUCAACAUCGGGAGCUGCUUCGGACUUUUGAGCUAUAGCCCACUUCUAUACUGCCCGGCGCUGCUGCUUAUAUGCAUAUAUAUUCUCAUCCCUUGCCUCAUUCCAAGCGCUUGGCUUUGCUUUGGUAGGUCUGCUCGCUCAGCGCGCGUACCAGCUUGUCUCUUCUUCCUCGUCGCCUUAAAAGGGUCUCUGCGCUUAGCAGUGCGCUUUUCACUUCACAGCUUCACUUCUCAGAGACUUCAGAGAGGGAGAGAGAGAGAAACCGUGGUGAGUGAGAUAGAGAUAGAGAGAGAGGAGAGGAUGGGGAGGAAGCUAGGGCUGGACAGGGUGAUGGACUGCUUCUCGCUCUCCGUGUGCGCCAACGCUUGCGUCUGCGUGCACGCGGUGGAGGACGAGGACGAGGAGAACGAGGGGAAGGCC
This is a messenger RNA of Triticum aestivum (bread wheat), 3313 nucleotides long. RefSeq names its product protein SODIUM POTASSIUM ROOT DEFECTIVE 2. Gene Ontology annotation, molecular function: mRNA binding; metal ion binding. The transcript has 15 exons. Gene Ontology annotation, cellular component: exon-exon junction complex. Gene Ontology annotation, biological process: mRNA processing. Lineage: Eukaryota; Viridiplantae; Streptophyta; Magnoliopsida; Poales; Poaceae. The record is from RefSeq and is a predicted model, not a curated record. Bases 180 to 2504 code for a protein of 774 amino acids.